AUAUCAAACUUAUUUGCCAAAGAUGAGAUCUUGGAAUUGUGUGGUGAGUUGGUUCCCAUUAUGAAGAAGGAGUUCCCUAGACGUCCUCCCACCCAAGAAGCUCUGUACGAUUAUUUCAUAUCCAGAGCCCGUGCUAAUCUUCAUAUUGUC
Molecule: messenger RNA, 150 nt
Organism: Lymnaea stagnalis (great pond snail)
Lineage: Eukaryota; Metazoa; Mollusca; Gastropoda; Lymnaeidae
Source: the annotation of a GenBank genome assembly